CGACGGGUAAGGCGCGCAGCGGGAGGCCAUUUCCAACGAGCUGGCGGGGGCGAAAGAUGGCGACGCCCCUUGGGUGGUCGCAGGGGGGCUCCGGAUCUGUGUGUCUCGCCUUCGAUCAAUUGCGGGACGUGAUUGAAUCUCAGGAGGAGCUGAUCCACCAGCUGAGGAAUGUGAUGGUUCUCCAGGACGAAAAUUUUGUCAGUAAAGAAGAGUUCCAAGAGAUAGAGAAGAAACUGGUGGAAGAGAAAACUGCUCAUGCCAAAACCAAGGCUCUCCUGGCCAAGGAAGAGGAGAAAUUGCAGUUUGCCCUCGGAGAGGUGGAGGUACUGUCCAAACAACUGGAGAAGGAGAAGCUGGCCUUUGAAAAAGCGCUCUCUAGUGUCAAGAACAAAGUCCUGCAGGAGUCUAGCAAGAAGGACCAGCUCAUCACCAAGUGUAAUGAAAUUGAGUCUCACAUUAUAAAGCAAGAAGAUAUACUUAAUGGCAAAGAGAAUGAGAUUAAAGAGUUGCAGCAAGUUAUCAGCCAGCAGAAACAGAUUUUCAGGAAUCACAUGUCCGACUUCCAGAUCCAGAAGCAGCAGGAGAGCUACAUGGCCCAGGUGCUGGACCAGAAGCAUAAGAAAGCCUCGGGAACACGUCGGGCCCGGAGCCGCCAGUGUCCCAGGGAAAAAUAAAAUGCUGGUUGCCUUGCUGGUUUCUAAAUGCAAUGCCCAACUUCUACCUUCUCUAUUCUGGGGAGACCAGCUCUUCCCCUCCAUCCUGGGGACCCGCACAGCACUGCCUCUUCUGAGUUUAGGAGGAAACACCGCUCGGUCUCCAGCCCCUGUUGCUGUACUCCUUUGGGAUAGGAUAGUGCCCAUGGUAAUGGAGUGGGAACUGCUGCUUGAUUUUGGUGGUUAGUCUUCUCCAUACACAGCCCGGGUCAGCCCAGUCACACCCUGCCCGAACUUCAGUGAAUGCGGUUCUCUGAGGUUGGCUGUAGGGUUAGGGAAGAAUGGAGUGUGUGCAUGUAUGCAUGCGUCUGUGUGCAUGUGUGUUGGUGUAGCCCUGACUACAGACUUUAAGACUGGAUUCCAGAGCCACAGGAAAUCUGAGAAACCAGAAGAACCCAGAUAAUUAAAAAAAAUGCGUAUGAGCUGGACUGUGGUGGUGCACACCUUUAAUCCCAGCACUUUCCAGCAUUUGGGAGGCAGAGGCAGG
This is a messenger RNA of Alexandromys fortis (reed vole), 1200 nucleotides long. It is a transcript of the gene Spata24, whose product is annotated as spermatogenesis associated 24. Gene Ontology annotation, molecular function: DNA binding. The transcript is spliced from 6 exons. The record is from RefSeq and is a predicted model, not a curated record. Bases 57 to 674 code for a protein of 205 amino acids. Lineage: Eukaryota; Metazoa; Chordata; Mammalia; Rodentia; Cricetidae. Gene Ontology annotation, cellular component: nucleus; cytoplasm.